Molecule: messenger RNA, 1044 nt
Organism: Siniperca chuatsi (mandarin fish)
Lineage: Eukaryota; Metazoa; Chordata; Actinopteri; Centrarchiformes; Sinipercidae
Product: glycine cleavage system H protein, mitochondrial-like
Exons: 5
Coding region: 47-574 (175 amino acids)
Biological process (GO): glycine decarboxylation via glycine cleavage system; protein lipoylation
Cellular component (GO): glycine cleavage complex; mitochondrion; cytoplasm
Source: RefSeq, a predicted model, not a curated record
CCAUGAAGAACAAUUCGACCCAUGCUCUCAUCAGUAAGCGACAAAGAUGGCCGCCUGUGGGCUAUUCCGCUCUCUGUCUUCCAAUUUUUUCACAGUUUUGCCUUUACUUACCCGGUCGGCUCCACUUUUUCCGUCGCGGCUGGCCUCUAAACCUUAUUUUGGAAGAACGCUAGCCUCUUCUAGCCGAUUAACAGCAGCACUUAAAUUCACAGACAAACACGAAUGGAUUCGAGUAGAAGACGACGGAAUUGGGACUGUCGGUAUCAGCAACUAUGCGCAAGAGGCACUGGGAGAUGUAGUUUACUGUGGACUGCCAGAGGUGGGAACACAGCUGACUCAGCAGGAUGAGUUUGGAGCUCUGGAAAGUGUAAAGGCAGCCAGUGAGCUCUUUUCCCCUUUGACUGGAGAAGUUGUCGAGGUCAAUGCACUACUCGCAGAGAACCCUGGUCUGGUCAACAAAUCUUGCUACAAAGAUGGUUGGCUGAUGAAGAUGACCAUUGCCAACCCUGCAGAGCUUGAUACUCUAAUGGACGAGGCAUCCUAUGAGAGAUACAUCCGCUCCAUUGAGGACUAACCUAACACCUCCUAAUAAGUUCUCCCUCUCUUCUCUUCACACACCACUGGCAGGAAGAUCCACAAGUUGUGCCUGUCAGUUACAACAAGUCACAAUGCUUAGCAUCCACCAGGGGAGCUCAAGAACUCCAGAUUGCUGACCUGCCAGUGUUGUAGAGCUGUGAACAUUAGGAACCCUUAUCUACUGCUAAAAGACUGACUUUAGGGGGCUGGUCAAUCUCCACUGACUAAAUCCAAUGUUGAGUUGUUGCAGCCUCAAAUCCCCAAACAGAAGAGACAGACUCACAGUCAAUAGAAGUUUCCAAGCAUUUCAGUCAAAACUUGAAUUUCUGUUGUAGGACAUUGUUAGACUUAAAAAAGCACUUUGGUCUUUAUGGUAUUAAUAAUAAUGUUGGUCUGCACCGCAUGUAUGACAGCUACACUGUAGACAUGGGACCUGUAAAUUAGAAAAUAAACAUUUCCUGAAACGUG